AGAAAUCGCGAGAAAGAAGAGGCUCUUUCUACAGAGCGUUGCGAUGCCUACGAAAAGGAACUUGGAGCCCUAAAGGAGCAGUGUGAAGCAUAUCAAAAGGAAGCAGAGAUGUGGAAAGAAAAUUGCAGAAAUCGCGAGAAAGAAGAGGCCCUUUCAACAGAGCGUUGCGAAGCCCAUGUGCAAGAAGUAAACAUAUUGAAAGAACGCUGUCAGACGUUGGAACUAGAGUUGAUUACCCUCAAAGAACGCUCUCAAGCCGAUGAGCAGACCAUUAGGAAAUUGGAAGAACAAUGUAAAGAUUACGAGAAAGAAAUGAAAAGUGCGAUCAAGCGUUGUAGUGCUUGUCAUAUGACCGACAGUAUCAGUAAUGAUUCAGAGUCCCUUAAUCACGACCCAGUUGAGGAGAAAAGUAAUUGCAAUACUAAACGAACAGAGAUCAUGAAUUUAGAGGAAGAAUGCCGAAAGAAAGACGCAGAAAUCUCUGCUCUCAAAAACGUACAGAUAGAACAAGCUUCCCAAGAACCCUCUACUUAUCACAAUCUUGAGGUGAAAGAACUUAAAAAACAAUGUACAGCAUACGAAAAUGAAAUUAUCGAGUUGAAGCAAUGCUGCCUUGACUUCCAAAAAUGCUUUUCUCUCGUAAAUAACCGAAUUAAUUCAGUGCUAAACAAGCCAAGAUCUCCCGUAACAGCAAUGUCCUUGCAAGAACAGCGCGAGCAACAAAUACCAUUCGAGCAACUAUCACAACAGUUAACGCAACAACCGACAGUUAAAACAUUACAGGAGGCAAAUCAAGCGAGGCAGCAAGUGGAGAAGCAACCAGUACAACCAGUAAAGCAGAGAAUACCGCAACCAACACAAUCAGCACAGUCAACGAAAUCACAGUUAAUCCAUCUAUCGACAGAAGUCUCUGGACUCUCAGAUACACAGAAAGCAGCAUUGCAGCUUUCACAACAGUGUCAGCAAGAACAACUUCGUAUUAGCCAAGAUAAGCCAUUGAAAAAACCAACAAAGAAGCCCACCAAACUUCAGCGAUUUGUCAAUGCACGAAAUCCAUCAAAAUUGAUAAAGUAUCAACCCUCGUUUAAUUAUCAGGCUCCUGUUGUAUCUACAGAGGAAACAUCGUCUUCAGCUUCUUCUGUGGUAAUGCCUACCAUUGGCACUAAGCGACAGUCCACUGGUUCCAUUGAAAAUCAGGGUGAUAAUGGUAAUAGCACAUCUGUUCAGCUCACCGAUGCCUCUGACACUACGUCUUCCAUUUCCGCUGAGACACUCAACAAGAAGCAGAAAGUAUCGCUAAGUUGGCCUGAUAUUGUCAAUAAUUACCUCAAAAACGGAACAUUACCAAAUAACGACGAACUGAAAGAAGCAUUUGAAACUUUUUACACUGAUGUUUCAGCAUUGUACAAAAAGGCCAAAUCAAGCGCUAUCCUUUCUAAUAAGGCAUUCGAUAUUGCUAAGACUACUAAUGUCGGUGAUCUCACGAUAACGCUGCCUACUGUCCUUGCUAAUUCAGAAAAAACGGCUAUUGUUGCUGUGGCUUUAAUGUCAAAAGCCGAUGUCAAUGCCGUUGAAGGAUUCAAGAGAAAACUAGCGACGGAGCUUAGGGAUUUGGCCGUUGCUCAAAAGAACGCCGCCCAAACCAACUUAUUAUUCCGUUAUUAUCGCCUGUAUAUCGCUUGCUGCAAAGUUACAAACGAUGUCAACUCAUUGCUUCAUGUUAUGAUUGAAAUUCUUCGUUCGCCUACAGAUAAAAAAGUAAGCGGAAGUUUGGUGAAUAUUGCCUAUAUCUGGUAUGAUGCGUUCCAAGGUUAUGCGGACGAUUUUCUGUAUGUCACUUUCCAACACUGUAUCUGUUGUACGAUUGCUAAAGCAGAUGAACCUAUUUACAAAAAAAUGGCUAAGAAGUUUGACUGGGUUGAACAGCCCAACUUGAAACAACAAGAAGAUACAGCUGUUGACUUUCUCAAGUCAGACAUCCCCAAUGAACGGAAGGUUAUUUACGUCAUGUCAUUGUUUUUAUGCCUCAGUAUCAAAAAAUGGAGCAGCUUAUACAACGAAUAUCUCUUACCGCUACUGCAGCACAUGCAUGUACCGUACAUCAAAGAGGCCAUAGCGACUUUAGGAAGCCAUGGUGUUUCACUUAGCGUGUUUAUUGAUGAUCUGCCAGGUGUUGAUUUUCUUGAAGAUUUGUUUGAAGCAGAUGAAGCCGAGGAGCUCAAAGAUAUCCUUCGAGGAAGAACGUUUCUUCGAAUCUAAACUAUAUCCUCGUUUUUAACAGAAAUCAACUAGUGCUUGGAAACUCGUGUUAUUCAAAAUCACAUUCGUUCUUUGAGUUUGUCUUAGAGCGAAAAAUAUUUAUACAUCGGAUACCCUUAUUUAUUGAAGAAUUGUACUUGAAAUAAAGUUUCUCUCACCGUCAA
Mycotypha africana is the source of this 2423-nucleotide messenger RNA. RefSeq lists its product as uncharacterized. Lineage: Eukaryota; Fungi; Mucoromycota; Mucoromycetes; Mucorales; Mycotyphaceae. The coding region runs from base 109 to 2259 and encodes 716 amino acids. The record is from RefSeq and is a predicted model, not a curated record. The transcript is spliced from 5 exons.